CAAUAGAACUUGGCAACUACGUGCGCGGAGAUGAAAUAUUCCAUUACGGAGCUGCAGCCAUAUACCUCGUUAGCUUAUCAAUUGGAACGUUUGUUAUAUCUUACGUGAAGAUUAAAUGGCCAACGAUGAGAUUCGGAUCCGUGUAUGCGUUGAUUGUAAUAGUAUUCUCAUUGUCAACAGCAUAUAUUCAACCCGCCAUGAGUAAAAUAAUGUUGCGUAAUCUGGCAAUUCCAAUGUUCAUCGGUCCGGUCAUCUCUCUUGUCGUAAAUCAACUUUUAUGGCCCGAACACGGAACAACAAACUAUAUUCCCCACUUGAUAGAGACACUGCACAACUUUAACGCGCUCCUCAAACACGAAACAUCUUUUUUCCUCCGUAACACCUACAACAAAUCAAUCAUUUAUUCACUUCAGAAGAAAACUCAAAAGAAUUUAAUGAACCUACAAAACGUCAAGAGGGAAUCAUUGCACGAAAUUUCAUACUCGAAAAUAGGCCCAGUGGAUCUAAUUGAAAUCGCCAAAAUCAUCAAACAGAUGCACAUGCCCCUAGACGGACUAGCUCUGAGUGGGAUGAUAGAAGAACAACUCGCAUACGAUGAUGACAACGACAUACCGGAAGUGAGAAUUGACUUUUUGGACGAAAACGCAUCGUAUAUCGACGACGACGAACCGCCACCAUCACCGACGGGAAACACACGCGACUUUCAACGCCUUCUCGAAAUCAUCCGUCCCAACUGUACCGACCUCGCCAAAGCCUGUCAAAUCUGUCUCGAAGACUGCGCUUCUCGCAUUGCCCACCUUCGUCAUGAUUGUAAUCCAUCAUGGCAGUUCUGGUGCAAGGGAUGUAACAAAGAUGAUAUCAAGAAUUUGCUACCGGAUCCUAUGGCUGUAAUGUCUGACGCUUUGGAAAAGUUUCACGAUGCAAGAAACGAGGGACUACAAAAUCUGUUCAUUGAAAAUGAAACCAUCAGUCCGUCCCCACAACGACUAGUGUUACUGCUGCUCUUGUUCGAACACAACCUCGAAGAAUUCGCUGUAGGCUUACAAGUUCUUAUUGGCCUAGUCAAACACCUGGAAUCGUCCCGUGUGAAGAAACAACUCUGGUGGCCUCCCAUGCCGUUCUUAAAACGCAUCCAAGUAAGAAAAACAGUCGCGGAAGGAACUUGGAAAGUAGUGGAACCCGAUCCUCGUAUUGAUGACGACAUGGGCGAAGGCGAGGACGAUUUCUGCGAUCCUGACGUUAGAGUUCCUCACACAAAGUCUCAAAUAUUCUGGUAUCGGUUGUGGAAGAUACGAAACUGGCUCGGUGGCAAAUACGUUCGGUUCGCAAUGAAGAAUACUCUUAUUGUUACACUUUUAAUGUUACCUUGUUUUCUACCAUCUACGUCAUCAACGUUUCAAAGCUUGCGGGCCCAAUGGGCCGUUAUUACGGCUAUAUUGGCAUUCUGGCCUACUACCGGGGGAGCCAUCUUGCAGUUCAUAUGUCGUAUCUGUGGAUCGUUGAUCGGAGCCGGAUUGGCCAUUAUCGCUUGGUUGGUUACGGGUGGUAAUCCGAUCGGAUUGGCCGCAGCGUUGUUCUUCAUAUCGUUAUUCCUUUGGUUCAUAUUUCACAAUACUCGAAUGUGGACAGUUGGAAGUGUUAUCAUGUUAAUUACGUUCCCGUUAAUUCUUGGAAAUGAAUAUCAGAACGUACACGGAAUUGGCCAUUUCGACGAAGAUAUCUUCCUUUUGGCUGGUAAACGUACGCUGGCGGUUGCAACCGGUAUAUUCACUGCCUUCAUCAUGACUGUCCUCCCAUGGCCACACACGGGAAGAGUAGAAAUAAGACAUCGACUGGCACGAACGAUAUCUCAAGUCGGAGUGUUGUAUUCAAUGACAAUAGCAUUUUUCCUAAAAGACGAUUCUUCUCCGUGCGCUCACACGACAAAGGCGUUCAGAAAGUUGUUGACGAGAAUCCAGAGAUCGACCAACACAGAACGGUUACUCUUAUCGAGAACAAAAUACGAACCACCACUUCGGGGCGAUUUCCCGCGAGACUUGUACGAAGAGAUGAUAGAUGUCGUCGAACAUAUGACCUGUAUCAUUGCGAGAAUGGCACACACGCUUACUGGUCUCGAUGAAGAAUGGAAAGAGAACCUUCGUAAUGUGCUCAAACGACCAUCAAAGAGGUAUUACGUCACGCAUAUCCUAGUGGCAUUCCAUAUUCUCUCUAAUGCCCUCGAGCGUCGAUCGCCAUUACCACCGUACUCGAUAGCCCCGAAAAAGGUAUCAAGAGCUGGAAUAAAAUUUUGGAGCAAAGUGAAGACUUUGGACGAGUUGACCGAGGAACAAUUGACCAGGCCGGCAUAUGCUUGUUAUUGUUCAUAUCUCAUUAAAACCGGUCACUUGGGAAAUGAACUGAUCAAAUUGGUGGACGUUAUGAGGCAGUUGGUUGGAAUUAACAG
Molecule: messenger RNA, 2443 nt
Organism: Paraglomus occultum
Lineage: Eukaryota; Fungi; Glomeromycota; Glomeromycetes; Paraglomerales; Paraglomeraceae
Source: the annotation of a GenBank genome assembly